CGAAAAAUCAUGUCUUACCUCCCCUUCCCACUUGUUCCCUUGUCAUCUAGGGAACCUGACUCCAGCCCUGAAGAGAACACCUUUCUGUAUGCGCUCCCGGACGACUCGACUCACCAGCUGCUUCAGGCCCACGAUGACUGCUGCCAUCUUCAGGAGCAGCCUGCUGCCCUCUGCCAGUCGGGGACAAGGCAUGCAUCUGAAAGCCCGAGGCGGGAAGGAUUGUGGGAUUCUCCAUUUCAUCCAGGGCCACCUUGCUGCCUGGGCCUUGUGCCAGUCGAAGAGGUGGAUAGCCCUCACUCCUUGCAAGUGAGGGGAGGAGAAUGGUGUCCUCACCACCCCCCAGGCACCUAUUUAGGACCAGACCCUGGAAGGAAACCCUCACCCAGCCCACCGAUCCAUGUGUCUUUUGAGACUCCACCUCCCACAAUUUAGACUGAAGCCACUUCCCUUAAAAAGACUAUAUUGUUUUUAAAAGAGACAGAGAAAAAUGGGUAUUUAUUUUUCUAUUACAGCCAUAUUUAUAUAUUUAUGCACUUGUAAAUAAAUGUAUAUGUUCCUUAACAUACCGGAGAGACAUAUGGAAUCCCAUCCAGUAAGGUGUACCAGGCUGAAAAUAUAAAGCCGCAGUUUGAGAAAAAAAACAAGCAGGAGAGAUUGUCAUCGGACACAUUCUGACUUGGAACAGAAGUAACCUUUUAUUUCCAACUUCUGCAACUACCUGGGAUGGUGCCGAGUGCCCAUUAGGAGAGAAGGAAAACACAUCUUAGGUACAUCCUCUGUGAGAGCUGAACAUAGUGGAUCACAUCGCAGACUGGGGGGAGAAACCUAACUCGACAGAUCGGCUGAAUUUGGUACCACAGGAAGUGAUUUUUUUUUUCAUGGUAUGACCAGGAGAACAGACUAAAAUGUGUACAGUACUUUAUAAGCAUUAACAAACCUUCCAGAUUCAAUAAUCUGUGGCAACAUAACUCUGUAAAAACAAACGCUGUAACUUCUAAAUAAAUGUUUAGUCUUCUCUCUAA
Gracilinanus agilis (Agile Gracile Mouse Opossum) is the source of this 1022-nucleotide messenger RNA. Its product is annotated as brother of CDO-like. The coding region runs from base 10 to 432 and encodes 140 amino acids. Lineage: Eukaryota; Metazoa; Chordata; Mammalia; Didelphimorphia; Didelphidae. The record is from RefSeq and is a predicted model, not a curated record. The transcript has 2 exons.